GCUCCUGGGAACGUUCCGGAUGGUUCUGCAGGAGGUGGUGCAGGAGGGGCAGCUGGAGGUGACGGACACGCUCAUCGACGACAACAACUCGGCCACGCAGGCCUCCCUCUCCAUCGAGAUCCGUUACCAGGCCCUGGAGGGGCCGCUGGGAGCCUGGAACGACAAGGAAUUCCUGGAGACGCCCUCGGAGGGGGACGGGGGGGACCCCCUGGAGACCGACGGGCUCCUGGCCGGGCACCGGCGGGACCUGGAAGCUGCUCCCGGGAAAUCCCGGCAGCUCCCGGACAGGAGAUUCCGCAGGUACCGCCGGGGAGCUCGAGAGG
This is a messenger RNA of Corapipo altera (White-ruffed manakin), 323 nucleotides long. Its product is annotated as otoferlin-like. The record is from RefSeq and is a predicted model, not a curated record. The annotation marks the transcript as partial. Lineage: Eukaryota; Metazoa; Chordata; Aves; Passeriformes; Pipridae. The transcript is spliced from 2 exons.